Messenger RNA from Dendroctonus ponderosae (mountain pine beetle), 1391 nucleotides. RefSeq names its product AP-3 complex subunit mu-2 (gene carmine). The transcript is spliced from 8 exons. Bases 116 to 1363 code for a protein of 415 amino acids. Gene Ontology annotation, cellular component: clathrin adaptor complex; cytoplasmic vesicle. Lineage: Eukaryota; Metazoa; Arthropoda; Insecta; Coleoptera; Curculionidae. Gene Ontology annotation, biological process: endocytosis; intracellular protein transport. The record is from RefSeq and is a predicted model, not a curated record.
GAACUUUGGUAUACCUAACCAAUAAGCAAUGACAACCAUGACAACUGUCUAUUUAUUGUUUAUGUAAGCAAAGUUGUUUUUAAAUUAACCAAAUUGCCUCUAAACGUCCUGCACUAUGAUCCAUAGUUUGUUUAUAAUCAACUCCCAGGGGGAUGUGUUUUUGGAGAAACACUGGCGAAGCGUGAUCUCUAGGUCCGUAUGCGACUACUACCUGGAGGCUCAGAGGGCCAAUUCCAAAGACAUCAACCCUGUAAUAACCACCCCACAUCACUAUCUUAUAUCGAUUCAACGGUCAGGAGUGAGUUACGUGGCGGUUUGCAUGGAGGAGAUUCCUCCUCUGUUCGUUAUCGAGUUUCUCCAUAGAAUUGUGGACACAUUCCAAGACUAUUUCUCCGACUGCACAGAGUCGAUAAUCAAGGAAAAUUAUGUGAUAGUUUAUGAGCUCUUGGAUGAGAUGCUGGACAAUGGCUUUCCGUUGGCCACUGAGAGCAACAUUCUCAAAGAGCUGAUUAAACCCCCGAAUAUACUCAGAACCAUCGCGAACACUGUUACCGGAAAAACCAACGUGAGCGAAAUUCUUCCCAGCGGCCAGCUCUCCAACAUCCCCUGGCGCCGAUCCGGGGUGAAAUACACUAACAACGAAGCGUACUUUGAUGUUAUCGAGGAAGUGGAUGCGAUCAUUGACAAGUCUGGAGCGACAGUUUUUGCGGAAAUUCAGGGAUAUAUAGAUUGCUGCAUCAAGCUGAGCGGCAUGCCCGAUCUCACACUUUCUUUUAUGAACCCCCGCCUGUUUGACGACGUCAGUUUUCACCCCUGUGUGCGCUACAAGAGAUGGGAGGCGGAAAAAGUGCUAUCUUUCAUCCCCCCAGACGGCAACUUCAGGCUGAUUUCCUAUCACAUCAACACUCAGAGCAGUGUCGCAAUUCCGGUCUACGUGAGACAUAAUUUGUCGAUAAAAACUGGAGAGCAGGCGCGAUUGGACCUGACUGUGGGCCCCAAGCAAACACUGGGGAGAACCGUGGAAGGCGUUAAGUUGGAGGUUCUCAUGCCCAAAUGCAUUCUAAACUGUGUGCUAACAGCCAAUCAGGGCAAGUACAAUUUCGACCCGGUGUCGAAGAUGCUUCACUGGGAUAUCGGAAAAAUUGACAUCACCAAGUUGCCGAACAUCCGAGGAUCUGUCUCCAUCGCAAGCGGCACUAACACUGCUGAAAUCAACCCGUCGAUUAACGUCCACUUCGGCAUUAAUCAACUGGCGGUCAGCGGCCUGAAAGUGAAUCGUCUGGACAUGUACGGCGAGAAGUACAAGCCCUUUAAAGGAGUCAAGUAUAUGACCAAAGCUGGCCGGUUCCAAAUUCGCAUGUAAGAAACCCAGAAUAAAUGUAUUGUUUGCA